Blepharisma stoltei is the source of this 237-nucleotide messenger RNA. Lineage: Eukaryota; Ciliophora; Heterotrichea; Heterotrichida; Blepharismidae. The record is from the annotation of a GenBank genome assembly.
AUGAAGCUAAACUUGCAAGACUUCAUAUUCCGAGGUGAAGCUUUAAAACUUUACAGAAGAUUUGCUAAAAUCGCUAUAAAAAUUCAAGAUGAGUCUUCAAGAAGGGAAACAAUAGAGUUUAUUAAGCCUCAGUUUAAAAGCUUAAAAACAUCAAAUGAUAGGCGAAUGGACUUUACAAGCUUAAGGUCAAAUAUUGAUUAUAUUGAAGAAAUGUCUAGAUUUUCAGGUCUCAAAUAA